AUGUACGAUCAAACUCCAGCACAACGACGUAUCACUGAUUCAUUUCGACCAGAUAUUAGAUCGAAUAGUUUUCCACGACUGCGAUCGGAUAUGAAUAUUGCAAGUGGAAUACCAAAAUUUUUUCCAUUGACAGUGAUUCAGCAGGAAGGAAAUCCAUAUGUUCGAGAUGAUACAAUGUUUAUCAAAGUGAUGGUUGAUUUUGAUGACAUCCCUAAAACGCUUCUACCUUACGCUUUGAGUCUCAAUCCAGGCCUACCAACACAUGUUUAA
Messenger RNA from Rotaria sp. Silwood1, 270 nucleotides. NCBI's taxonomy places the organism in Eukaryota, Metazoa, Rotifera, Eurotatoria, Philodinida, Philodinidae. The record is from the annotation of a GenBank genome assembly.